AUGAACAGCCAAAUUGCUCGUAUCAACAAGAAAAACAACGUGACCGAGACUCUCCUGAAGACCCUUGUGAGAAAAUUGGAGCGCAAAAACGCCCACCAAGGAAAGAUCAUUACAUUUCAAACUGAUCCAUAUUUAUAUGACCGAUUUCAAAAACCACGUCGUACGUCUACAAGGAGAAUAAUGGGCCCGUCCCACAGUCUGUCAAAAAAGCCUCAGCCGCUCAUUUUUAUUACCGAGGGCAUUUAUCGAAGCGCGAGAAAUGCAUUCCUCGUGCGCCAGGAAUUGAAAAAAUGUGCGAUUGAUGGAAAACCCCGUGAAGUAAGAGUAGAAUGGAGAUUAUUACAAAAGAGUAGAAUGGAGAUUAUUGAUACAAUUUAA
Molecule: messenger RNA, 378 nt
Organism: Caenorhabditis briggsae
Lineage: Eukaryota; Metazoa; Nematoda; Chromadorea; Rhabditida; Rhabditidae
Exons: 4
Coding region: 1-378 (125 amino acids)
Source: RefSeq, a predicted model, not a curated record